AUGAGAGGCCAAGAGCCACGUUCAACAUCUUCUUGUGCGGCUUGCAAGUUCAUGAAAAGGAGGUGCACCCCUCAUUGUCUCUUUGCACCUUAUUUUCGAGCCGAUGAGCCCAACAAGUUUGCCAAGGUUCACAAGGUCUUCGGUGCAAGCAAUGUCACCAAGAUCCUAAAUGAGGUCCCAGAACCACAACGACAUGAUGCGGUCAAUUCCUUGGUGUUUGAGGCCGAGGAGCGGCUCAAGGACCCGGUGUAUGGAUGCAUUGGGGCGAUAGCGUCUUUACAGGAUAAGAUGUUCCAGUUGCAACAUGAUCUAGCUGUGGCUAAAGCCCGGCUAGCUCGAUGCUCAUCCAAAACAACUUAUGCUUCUUGCUCAACUACAUCACCAUUCUUGAUGUUGGAUGGUGACUUUGGUAUGUCCUCUUUCGGUGAUUUCAACAUGGAUCAAGGUGCGCUAACAAGUGACUUUCACCAACACCCUUUUCCAUAA
Molecule: messenger RNA, 486 nt
Organism: Lactuca saligna
Lineage: Eukaryota; Viridiplantae; Streptophyta; Magnoliopsida; Asterales; Asteraceae
Source: the annotation of a GenBank genome assembly